GGUGUUCCAGGCAUGUCCCCCCGGGAGGAGGCCCCGGGGAAGACCCAGGACACGCUGGAGGGACUAUGUCUCUCGGCUGGCCUGGGAACGCCUCGGUGUUCUUCCCGAGGAGCUGGCCGAGGUGUCUGGGGAAAGGGAAGUUUGGGCUUCCAUGCUUAGACUGCUGCCUCCGCGACCCGGUCCUGGAUAAGCGGAAGAAGACGAGACGAGACAAUAUAUAUAUAUAUGUAUAUGUGUCCAACAUCUGAAGAAUGUUAAUAAAAACAAAACAAUUGAACUUUUUGUGUUUAUUAAGACAUAAGUUAAAUUGUAAGCAAAAAAAAAUUUUUUUUGUAAGCAAAAAACGGACUUUAGAAAAAUAUUAUUGUGCAAAAUAAGUUGUCUUACAAAACAGUGGUCUGCGCCGGACAGUUUGUAGCCAUACAGUCUGUUAGAGCAAGCCUAACAGCUUGAACACGGAACUGGCUGUGUUGCCAGAUUGGGGGUUUUAAGUGCAUUUUAGCGGAUUUGAACAUGUUUUGGGCUGGAAAACGUCAGCAGUAUCUGGCAACACUAUAGCUCUUCUUCAUGACGACAACCGGAAGUGUACCAACACGAUGGGGCGUGUAGCGCCACGUGUGGCUCGGGUGCACAAUGCACCUUGCACAAUAGCCCGAUUUCACUUGUGCAUGUAGGAUUGGAUUUCUCUGGCACCCCUGCUGGGACCCUUUGCUCGAUUACCAACAGCAGCUCGAUUUGGACGUGCAUGUAAACGUAGUCAGUGUAUCUCAACUAAUCGUGUGAAAUGUUUUAAAAAUACCCAAAAGCAUAUGGCAUAUCGUUCUGUCUCAUCCAAAUAUAACAUUCAGACCCUCCAGGAUUUCGCGAUUUGCAACAUCAACGCAAAUUCAACCAAUCCCCGUGAAUUCAGGGUGGUGUUGCAAUUCUAUCCAAUCUUAUUUUUUUCGCGGUCCAAAUCCUGCGCUCUGAUUGGCUGGCCAGCGGGUCCGUAUCCUAUGUUACGGACCCCAGUUACGGACCUCUGGCGACUCACUUCUUCACAACAACAAAAAACAUAGUAGCAUUUUUUUUGUCCACAUUUCUCUUUUUUUAUGAUUUAUUUAUAAGAUUAUUAAAAAUCUUAAUUUUUGGCAGCAUUUCUCAGGAGAACAGCAUUAAUUUUACAGCAUGGAUAGCGAUAACGACAGUGUUCACAGUGAAAGCAAGUUUUACUGCCCUGAGGAAGAAGAAAUAAAAGAAAACAUUUCAGGAGAAAGCUAAAAACCUCUAACUUGCUAACGCCGAACAAAAACAUGGCUGAAUCCUGAAUGACUCCUAUUUGUAUAAAUGGGGGACUACAUAGGCGGCAAAAUGUAGUUUUUUUUUUUUUCCUGCCAUGGAAGUGCACUUGUAUACUGAGGAGGAAGCCAUUUGCAUUACAGCCGUGAAUGAGGAUUCAAAAUGGCGGCUCGCCUCGGCACGGUUUCCCCUUUCGGGCGCUCUCGUUUUCUGUUAGAAUUUGGUACAGAAAAAAAUAAAUAUAUUAUUUACCAGCUUAAGGUCGGUCCGUGUGGUGAAAUACCGUGACCUCGGCCCUGAAUACUGACCUCUGCCCAGAGGGCCUCGCUCAGUACUUUUAAGACCUUGGUCACAGUAUUUCAUGAUACGGACCUCCCAGCUGGGAAAUAACAUAUAUAUCUGAAAUAUGGAGUGAGUAGAUAUGAGAAGAAUACCUGAACACAAAUUUAUCCUCCGAAUGAAAAGUUCUCAGUCACCACUUUAAACAUUCAGAUUCUGUUCACUGUCAGUAAAAUGAUGUUCUUAUAAAAUAAUAAAGCAGUUAAACAGUAAAGAGUAGGUAUGAGACGAUACACUAAAGCCACGAUACGAGUCGUAUCCCAAAACAGGCUUCACAGGACCAGACUGAUGAGAUGGAGAAAGAUUAUUUGAAAGUAAAUUUCCUUUACAGAGGGAACCCACGGUGAAAAAUAAACAGAGGAGAGAUAUAUUACAUAUUUUGCAUGAAUGCAUUUUGACUGCGCUGUACUGUCACACUGUGUUGCAUAAAUCAGUGCUUUAAAAUUCUUUUUUUAUUCACGCUCACUUACGGGCGCAACCAUAUUUCCAUUUUGUGGGCGGUGUCAGAGGUCAACAUGACGUAGAAUCAUCGAUAGGUUUCCUGUAUCUUGAUUGGCUCGCUGCUCCCGACACCGCGAUGUCGCCGGAUGAACAAAACCUUGUUGAAAAAUAGCAGGGUGCAAAACCUGUGGUCGCAAAAAUAAUCACCGUGAUAAUACGGGAAAGUGUUUUUUCUGUGUUCCAUUGCUGAUAACCGAGCGACGUAAACGACUUGCUAAACAGUGGCUACACAACUUGGGAACAGGUCACACUUUAGAAACUCUCCUUUGGCAGAAAUUCUGUUUGUGAGGACGAUCUUGAGUCCGAUUGCUUUGAAAGGAAUCUCCAGGCCGAGCUCUUGGGCUCCGCAGGUCACGUUCGACUCAAACUCGAUGCUGUGCCAACAAUAUUCCAACACCGUCUACGGAAAAGGGAUUCAGGCCGUGCAAGCCGAUGAGCUGGAAUAGUACAGACGUUCAAAGAGAAUGUAUAUAUUUUGGCACUGCCUAAAAGCAGAGCUCCAGAUGAGUGUAAAAUGUGUUAGUAAAUAAUCCCACGUGAUUUUUAUUUUUCAAGCAAAUUAAAAACCCAUCUAUCUUCUGUAAAUAAAGAGACAAAUUGAAUUGUGCGGUGCUCCACGCUUCACCUGCUAUAAACUCUCACUCAGCUUCGAGCUGUCACAAGCCGAUAUUUAGACCAUAUACACUAUUGUGGCACACUGCAUGUCUAUAUCUGCAUUAACACGUGCAAUAAAUAAAUAAAUGGGCUCGUCCAUACCGCUGUCCAUACUGACUUGAAGAUAACUCUUUUUCAUCUGACUAAAUCCAGGCUCACAAGUAUGUUUACAUCGCCUGCACUUAACUUCCGCUACCUGGCCAUCAGCGACUUGACGUUAUAUUGGUUGCCCAUGUGCAAUAAAACUUGACGUGUUUUGGACCUUUAAGCGCUUAAAGCUACUUAUGAUGGCUAAUCAGGUGGCUGCACUUGUGUGUGUGUUUUAUUAUAAUUUGAGCUUGUACUAUCGAUAUCAAUCAUGUUUAAAUGCUGUACCGGUCCCCUUUAAUGUAGAAAGAUUGUUUGAUGGCAAAUUGUGCUUUAAAUGAUUAAAAUCCCAAAUUAGUGUCGUCACAUAUGCUACUCCCUCUGCUGCUGCUGCCGAGUGUGUAAGAAGAGGUGGAGGUCAAGUUCAAGUUCAAGUUCAAGUGUACUUUAUUGUCAAAAAUCUAUGUAACAGGGUUAGCACAGAAGUUUGAAAUUGCGUUUGACCAGUCUCCAAUGUGCAAGUUUAACUAAGCAUACAUAUACUAUUGAUAAAAAUCACCCACCCACACACACACACACACACACACACACACUGCAGUAAAACACACACACUGCAGUGAAAACACACACACACACACUGUGCAAUAAUAAGACAUACUGAUGGACAAUAAAUACACACACACACACACACUGCAGUAAAACACACACACACACUGUGCAAUAAUAAGACAUACUGAUGGACAAUAAAUACACACACACACACACACACACACUGCAGUAAAACACACACACACUGCAGUGAAAACACACACACACACUGCAAUAAUAAGACAUACUGAUGGACAAUAAAUACACACACACACACACACACACACACACACACUGCAGUGAAAACACACACACACUGUGCAAUAAUAAGACAUACUGAUGGACAAUAAAUACACACACACACACACACACUGCAGUGAAAACACACACACACACACUGUGCAAUAAUAAGACAUACUGAUGGACAAUAAAUACACACACACACACACACUGCAGUGAAAACACACACACACUGUGCAAUAAUAAGACAUACUGAUGGACAAUAAAUACACACACACACACACACACACACUGCAGUGAAAACACACACACACACACUGUGUACUGAUGGACAAUAAAUACACACACACACACACACUGCAGUGAAAACACACACACACUGUGCAAUAAUAAGACAUACUGAUGGACAAUAAAUACACACACACACACACACACACACUGCAGUGAAAACACACACACACACUGUGCAAUAAUAAGACAUACUGAUGGACAAUAAAUACACACACACACACAGACACACACACACACACACACACAGCAGCAGCAGCAGAGAGUACAAUCAGUCGUCGUAUAGGUAGAGUCCUGCAGUAUAGAUGCAGUAUAUAAGGUGCGAAGGGUAAGGUGCAAGGGCAUGGUGAAUAAAUGUUCAUGGAAUGUUCUUGGUAUCUUUGGAAUGUUCAUGUAGUUUUCCUCAGUGAGUUAAGGAGUCUGACAGCUUGUGGAAAGAAGCUGUUUCCCAGUCUGCUUGUGCGGCACCGCACGCUGCGGUAGCGCUUCCCUGACUGCAGUAAGGAGAACGGUUUAUGUGCUGGGUGAGUGGGGUCUUUGAUAAUGUUCAUCGCUCUCUUGGAACAGUGUGAAGUGUACAGGUCCUGAAUGGCUGGUAAGGGUGACCUGAUAAUCUUUUCUGCUGUCCUCACCACCCUCUGCAGCGCCUUCUUGUCUGCAGCUAGACAGCUGCCAUGCCAGACAGAGACGCUGCUGGUCAGGAUGCUCUCAGUGGCACCCCUGUAGAAUGUGGUGAGUGCAGAUGUGGGGAGGUCGGCUCUUCUCAUCCUCCGCAGGAAGUGGAGUCGUGUCUGCGCCUUCUUGACCAGGGCGGUGGUGUUGGUAGUCCAUGAGAGGUCAUCUGUGAUGUGCACUCCUAGAAACUUUGUGCUUUUCACAGACUCCACUGCACUGCCAUUGAUGAUCAGUGGGAUGUGUGUUGGUUGUUUUUUCCUGAAGUCCACAGUAAUUUCUUUUGUUUUGUUGACGUUGAGACGCAGAUUGUUCCUCUCACACCAGUUGAUGAGUAGCUGUACCUCCUCUCUGUAUGCUGAGUCAUCGUUGUCUUUGAUGAGGCCCAUCAAAGACAACAUAAUGAAUAUUGAACAGAAAUAUGGUGAAAUACGAUAUGAUACAAAUUCAUCUCGCCAGUAUUUUGUGUCGGAAUUCUGCGUAAGAAAAACUGUCUCAUGUCCACUCUAUAAUGCUGUACAGUAAAGUCCAGAUGAAGAGAUCAGACUCACCAGAACCCAGCUGUGUCUCCAUGAAGAGCGAUGCGUCUAUGGAGCUUCCCCGGACCUUUAAAACUGGAAACCCGUCACCUGGACACAGUGUUUUACAGAAGGCAGGAGACAGAAGAGAAAAGAUCUUCAUCACAGAUACAGGACACGCCCCAGAAUCUCCUGCUGUAAAUGAAUUCCAGAAAAAGUUCAGAUUAAAUCUGAUGAAGAAGUUUCAGUGUUUAAAUGGAGUGAUGAUAAAGCCGGAAACGCGAGCGCUCCUGAAUGAGAUCUACACCGAGCUCUACAUCACAGAGGGAGACAGUGGAGACGUCAAUAAAGAACAUGAGGUGAGACGGCUCGAGGCAGCAUCCAGGAGAAAAACAACAGAGGAAACACCGAUCAAAUGCAGCGACAUCUUUAAGCCCUUAUCUGAAAAAGCCCAACCCAUCAGAACUGUAGUGACAAAGGGCGUGGCUGGUAUCGGAAAAACAGUCUCUGUGCAGAAGUUCAUUGUGGACUGGGCUGAAGGGAAAGCAAAUCAGGACGUCCCCCUCAUAUUUCCACUUCCUUUCAGAGAGCUGAAUCUGAUGAAGGACCAAAACCUGAGUCUGAUGGAGCUCCUUCAUGUCUGCUUUAAGGAAACCAGAGAAACAGAAAUGUCCAGGUUGGAAAAGGUUCUGUUCAUUUUUGAUGGAUUGGACGAGUGUCGUUUCCCUCUGGAUUUCCGGAACACAGUGAGAGUGUGUGAUGUAACUGAAUCAGCAUCAGUGCGUGUGCUGCUGAUAAACCUGAUCAAAGGGAAUCUGCUUCCCUCUGCUCUCGUCUGGAUCACCUCCCGACCAGCAGCAGCUGAUCAAAUCCCCUCUGAGUACGUCCAUCGAGUCACAGAGGUACGAGGGUUCAAUGACCCCCAGAAGGAGGAGUACUUCAGGAAGAGGGUCAGUGAUCAGAACCUGGCCGAGAACAUCAUCACACACCUGAAGUCAUUAAGAAGCCUGUACAUCAUGUGUCACAUCCCAGUCUUCUGCUGGAUUUCAGCCGCUGUCCUCGAGAGAAUGUUGGGUGAAGCAGAGAGUGGAGAGAUCCCCAAGACUCUGACUCAAAUGUACACACACUUCCUCAUCAUUCAGACAAACGUCAUCAGAGAAAAAUACUCAAAGAAGCAGGAGAGUGAUGAAGAAAUGCUGCUCAAACUGGGACAACUGGCUUUUGAGCAGCUGGAGAAAGGCAACCUGAUCUUCUAUGAGGAAGACCUGCGAGGGUGUGGCAUUGAUGUGACAGAAGCAGCAGUGUACUCAGGUGUGUGUACGCAGAUCUUCAGAGAGGAGCCUGGGCUUCACCAGAGUAAAGUGUACUGCUUUGUUCAUCUGAGCAUUCAGGAGCAUCUCGCAGCUCUGUAUGUGCAUCUGACCUUCAUGAAGGAAAAGAGAAAUGUUCUUGAUCAGAGUCGGUCCAAGACAAUUUCAGAUGUACAUGAGUGUGCUGUAGAUCAGACGUUAAAAUCUGAGACUGGACAUCUGGAUCUGUUCCUCCGCUUUCUUCUGGGUCUCUCACUGGAGUCCAAUCAGAAAGUCUUACAUGCCUUAGUAACACAGACAGGAAGUAGCUCCCAGAGCAAAGAGGAAACAGUUCAGUACAUUAAGGAGAAGAUCAGUAGAGAUGAGCUUCCUGCAGAAAAAUCCAUCAAUCUGUUCCACUGUCUGAAUGAACUGGGUGAUGAUUCUCUCGUGGAGGAAAUCCAACGCUACCUGAAAUCUGGGAAACGAAGUGAACUCUCUCCUUCACAGUGGUCUGCUCUGGUGUUUGUGUUACUGACUUCAGCACAGGAGCUGGAGGAGUUUGAUCUGAGUAAAUAUAUCAGUCCAGAGAAGAUAACAGGUCGGGUUCUUGUGAAGGUGAUGCCUGUGAUUGCAGCGUCCAGAAAAGCCGUUAUCAGUUGUGAUGGAAUUGAAGGGAUCAGCGCUAAAGCUCUGGUCUCAGCGCUCAACUCAGAAACCUCCAAUCUGAGAGAACUGCAUCUGACUGUGAGGACACUGGAUCUGUUUGGGAAUAAACUAGGAGACUCAGGAGUGAAGCGUCUCUGCGCUGGACUGGAGAAUCCUCACUGUAAAGUGGAGAGACUGGGGUUGAAGCAGUGUGGUGUCUCAGAUGAAGGCUGUGCUGCUCUGAGUUCAGCUCUGAGAUCAAACCCCUCACACCUGAGACACCUGAAUCUGUCCUAUAAUAAUCUGGGAGACUCAGGAGUGAAGCGUCUCUGUGCUGGACUGGAGAAUCCUCACUGUAAACUGGAGAGACUGAGGUUGGUGCGGUGUGGUGUCUCAGAUGAAGGCUGUGCUGCUCUGAGUUCAGCUCUGAGAUCAAACCCCUCACACCUGAGAGACCUGAAUCUGACCUGGAAUAAUCUGGGAGACUCAGGAGUGAAGCGUCUCUCUGCUGUACUGGAUAAUCCUCACUGUAAACUGGAGAUACUGAGGUUGCGGCGGUGUGGUGUCUCAGAUGAAGGCUGUGCUGCUCUGAGUUCAGCUCUGAGAUCAAACCCCUCACACCUGAGAGAACUGAAUCUGUCCUGGAAUAAUCUGGGAGACUCAGGAGUGAAGCGUCUCUGUGCUGGACUGGAGAAUCCUCACUGUAAACUGGAGACACUGGGGUUGCGGCGGUGUGGUGUCUCAGAUGAAGGCUGUGCUGCUCUGAGUUCAGCUCUGAGAUCAAACCCCUCACACCUGAGAGACCUGGAUCUGACCCGUAAUAAUCUGGGAGACUCAGGAGUGAAGCGUCUCUGUGCUGGACUGGAGAAUCCUCACUGUAAACUGGAGACACUGGGGUUGUAUAAUUGUGGUGUCUCAGAUGAAGGCUGUGCUGCUCUCGCUUCAGCUCUGAGAUCAAACCCCUCACACCUGAGAGAACUGGAUCUGUUUGGGAAUGAAAUCGGAGACUCAGGAGAGAAUCUGCUCUUAAGGAUGAUGAACAUUACAAACUCCAGACACUGAUGCACUGUUGCGUCAUGUCCUUCAAAGACUGCUUACACGCCUGGAACAUGUCCUGCAACAGCCACACCUGGACAUGGACUUCAUGCAGUUUGUAUGUUGUCAGGAGAGAGUUUUUCUCAGUGCCAUAGCAGGUCAAGUCACUAUUCCAGCAGAGGUAAUUGCAGGAAUAGAUGAACUGGACCGUGCGAUCAACACUGAGAUUGAUCAAGAAAAAGUAACAGCAUUGAGUAUGGAGCAAGGUGCAAGAGGGCGCCCAAAGACACUCAUUUCUGACGAGCAAAUAAGCAGCCUGUUGGAGUUGUCGUUCCCUGUACCGACAAUUGCUGAUUUACUUGGGGUGUCCAUCAGAACAGUGCGUCGGCGGAUGGAGGAGUUCAACCUUAGUGUUAGGGCCUCCUACAGCCAGGGCCGUAACCAGGAUUUUUCAAAUCCCGAGGUCAAACAUCGCGAUACAUCUUAUUUGCCAAAAAAAAAAAAGUCCUAAUAUGGUGACUUUUCAUACAUUUUGGAAACGAGUCAAAAUCACAAGCCCAACAAGAUGAACAUGUAGGUGAACAUGUUUAUUUUAACAAUUUCAAAACUGCACGAUCACAAAAGUAUUGUGUGUGUGUGUGUGUGUGUGUGCGUGAGUGAGUGUGGGUGAGUGAGUGAGAGUUUGAGUGAGUGAUGGAGUGUGAGAGUGAGUGAGAAUGAGAGUGAGUGAGUGAGUGUGAGUGAGUGAGAAUGAGAGUGUGAGUGUGGGUGUGAGUGAGAGUUUGAGUGAGUGAUGGAGUGAGAGUGAGAGUGUGAAUGAGUGAGAAUGAGAGUGUGAGUGAGUGAGUUAGUGUGAGUGAGAAUGAGUGAGUGAGUGAGUGAGAGAGUGUGAGUGAGUGAGAGAGAAUGAGUGAGUGAGUGAGAGAGUGUGAGUGAAUGAGUGAGUGAGAGUGACAACGCAAUCUAGCCGAGCCUGAAUGGACUUCAGCUGCUUUUUAAAAAAUAUAUGCCUUUUCAAUAGCAAAAUACUAGACGGUUAUUGGACAAAACCGACUAAAACGCUACAUUCGGAGACUGAGCCUCACUGGAGAUGGGAGUCAAUAAGAGGGGCGGGGCAAGACUUCCCGAGAGGAGGCUCAUCUCCAGCUGCUGAUCGGAGGAGGAGCUGUGAACGCGGCUGGGCUCUUCAUGAUUGACAGAAAGCAGUCAGAGGCGGUACAUCAUGUUGUAAAUAAAAUGUGAACAUAACAA
Molecule: messenger RNA, 9388 nt
Organism: Neoarius graeffei (lesser salmon catfish)
Lineage: Eukaryota; Metazoa; Chordata; Actinopteri; Siluriformes; Ariidae
Product: NACHT, LRR and PYD domains-containing protein 12-like
Exons: 10
Coding region: 5159-8164 (1001 amino acids)
Molecular function (GO): protein binding
Source: RefSeq, a predicted model, not a curated record